UCAUCAAAUUCUGCCUUCAACAUUGUGAUUCAGACCUCUGGAGGAUGCCUUAAAAAUCUCUUUGAGCAGAUAGAGAACAUUACAGCUCAAGUGCUUCCUUUGAAUAUUGUGACAGACAUUUUGACUGUGGCCUUCAACGCUUCAGAGAAGAUUUUAGAGACAACAACCUCAGCAAGCCCAACUGAACUAGCCUCCCAUGGAAACAAAAUGUUAAAAACCAGUGAGAAACUCAUUUCUACUUUAGUGAAGCCGACAGACACGAAUGACAGUGUCAGGUUUACUCUUCCCACUGUAGAGGGACAAGUCUUCAUGGUUGGAGCAAAGGUCACUUUAGAUAAAAUCCCUCGACUUGACACGAAAAAUUCAUCUGUGGACAUUGAUCUCAUUGGGAUCGCCAAGAACAACUACGAAACAAGAUCAGCUGCUGUGGCUUUCAUGAGCUACAACACGAUGGAGAACCUACUGAAGCCAGACUUCUUCAACACAUCGAGUGAGACGGUUAAAACCAUGAUGUCCACCGUGAUCUCAGCUACUCUUCCCAAAACCAACAACACUAAACUCACCGAGCCAGUCAACUUCACCCUCAAACACAUCAGAGAGUUUGAUCCCAGGGGUUCUCUGUCCUGUGUGUACUGGAAUAUCAGCGAGUGGAUUGUAGAUGGUUGUGCUGUUUUAAAGACCAACAGCAGCUAUACUGUGUGUUCCUGUGAUCAUCUGUCGACGUUUGCUCUCAUCAUGCAAACCAGCCGCCCGCCGGUGAGCGGCUCGCUGCUGGAGCUGUUGAAUUUGGUGUGUGUGAUCGUGGGGCUGGUGUUCUUCAGUUUGGCCCUGCUGACGUUUGCACUUUGUCAGUGGAGUCCUGGAGUGAAUAAUGUGGCUCGAAUCAACAUCUGCGUCAGUCUUCUGUUGGCUCACCUUCUGUUCCUGCUCACACAGAGGUUCCUGAGCAUCAUAUGGCGUCAGAAGGUGUUGUGUGCCGUGAUCUCAGGCCUUCUGCACUUCCUCUUUCUCUCCGGCUUUGUGUGGAUGUUCAUCGAAGCUGUGCUGCUCUUCAUCUGUGUGAAGAACCUAUCACAGAUCAGCUCCAAAAAGAGGGAGGUGCUUAGCAGUGGAUUCCUGUGUGUGAUUGGAUAUGUGGUUGCUCUGGUUGUGGUGUGUGUGUCUGUCGGUCUGGUUCCUGAAGGCUACGGCAGCGAGCACUGCUGGCUUAAAAUGGACAGAAGCUUCAUCUGGAGUUUUCUUGGCCCUGUUUGCGUCAUACUAGCAUUAAACACGAUUCUCUUCAUCAAGAUCGUCAUCACUCUGAACGCAGCUCUAAAAAAUCUCAACGCCGAAGUUUCACAGAUGAAACAAACCAAGAUCUUGGUGUUUAAAACACUGGCUCAGUUUGUGGUUCUUGGUUGCUCCUGGAUUCUGGGUUUCUUCACCAAUGACAGUAAGGUGCUGGAGAUCCUCUUCCUGAUCUUGAACUCGCAGCAGGGAACCUUCAUCUUCCUGAUCUACGGUGUUCUCAAUAAAGAGGUCAUGCAGCAGUACAGGAAGUUCUUCAGAUGUCUUUGCUGCAUCAAACAUCACUGAAGGCUGCAGAAUCAUGUUCGGGAAGUAAAAAGUGCUGCUGAAAUGCCGUUAUUAUACAAGUGAUGCCAUGUUUACAGUAAAAUACAGAAUCGAUGUUUUGGAUGUUAACCGUAGUCUCUGCUCCUUUCUGUAAAUGGUAAAAAAUGUUUCCAGUACAGUAAACACAUCCGAUUUUCUUGGUGGCGGGUGAAAAACAUAUUUGCACAGUCUUUACAGACACAAAAUGUUAUGCUAAAUGCUGGCAAAUUAAAAAAAAAAAAACCUUGCUGAAUUUCAUGUGAGUAUGGUGAAGGGAAUUAAACUUUAGACUUUACAGUUCAAGUCAAAUUUUUAAAUAUGAGACUUGUCAAAUAAUUAAUAAAUGUAUUAAUCUUGCACACUUAUUUUUGUUUUUGUUUGUUGAGCUCAGAGAGGAAAUGACUGCUUCUUCUGUAAGGACUCUUUUUAUAUUACUUUUAAUAUUCAUAUUGCAAAAUAUAUGUUCAGGUUUUAUAGGUGUGGUGGAUUUACUUUAAAACUAAACUAUUAAUAUAAAUAAAUGCACGGCUGCAUGUCUCAUGAAUGCAUGUCUCAAAUUCAAAGUGAAGCUGUACUGUCAUAUGGCUUGUAUUCAUGCAUUAAAACGUUAAAAGUUAUGCCUUAAUAAACAAUGUGAUAUGUAAGUGCA
Molecule: messenger RNA, 2245 nt
Organism: Cyprinus carpio (common carp)
Lineage: Eukaryota; Metazoa; Chordata; Actinopteri; Cypriniformes; Cyprinidae
Product: adhesion G protein-coupled receptor E3-like
Biological process (GO): adenylate cyclase-activating G protein-coupled receptor signaling pathway; cell surface receptor signaling pathway
Cellular component (GO): membrane
Molecular function (GO): G protein-coupled receptor activity
Source: RefSeq, a predicted model, not a curated record